This is a messenger RNA of Neoarius graeffei (lesser salmon catfish), 2100 nucleotides long. RefSeq names its product adaptor related protein complex 2 subunit sigma 1 (gene ap2s1). Gene Ontology annotation, molecular function: clathrin-cargo adaptor activity. The record is from RefSeq and is a predicted model, not a curated record. Gene Ontology annotation, biological process: intracellular protein transport; clathrin-dependent endocytosis. NCBI's taxonomy places the organism in Eukaryota, Metazoa, Chordata, Actinopteri, Siluriformes, Ariidae. Gene Ontology annotation, cellular component: intracellular membrane-bounded organelle; membrane coat; AP-2 adaptor complex. The transcript has 5 exons. The coding region runs from base 168 to 596 and encodes 142 amino acids.
UCUUCAGGCCUUUAGCGUCCUUUGUAGGGGUAAUAACAGGGUAGUGGCACGAAAGACCAGCCUUUUGGAGGUCUUCUUUUCCUUAAUAUAUAUUUUUUUGUGCCGAUAUAUAGAAAUAUUGAUUAAGCAGAUUUAUUAACUAGAUUUGAAUACCGGAAAUCCCCAAAAUGAUUCGCUUCAUUCUGAUCCAAAACCGAGCAGGAAAAACCAGACUGGCCAAAUGGUACAUGCAGUUUGAUGAUGAUGAGAAGCAGAAGCUCAUCGAGGAGGUUCAUGCUGUAGUGACUGUCCGAGAUGCCAAACACACCAACUUUGUCGAAUUCAGGAACUUCAAGAUUAUCUACAGACGCUAUGCUGGUCUGUACUUCUGUAUCUGUGUGGAUGUCACGGACAAUAACCUGGCCUACCUGGAGGGCAUUCAUAACUUUGUGGAAGUCUUAAAUGAAUACUUCCACAACGUGUGUGAAUUAGAUUUGGUCUUCAAUUUCUACAAGGUGUACACAGUAGUAGACGAGAUGUUUCUGGCUGGAGAGAUUCGAGAAACGAGCCAGACAAAGGUCCUGAAGCAGCUGCUCAUGCUGCAGUCACUGGAGUAGAGACGUCACUGAAUCACAGCCAUACCGCAGCAGCAGCAGGAGGAGGAGGAGGAUCCUCUGGAACCUGCUGAAAGCCAGUCUAUAUUGUUUUGUGUAUAGAUGUUGUCAAUGAAACGUAUAUAAAACCCAACAUUUCAGCCUCUUAAAGCUGUGCUAUGUAAGAUUUUUAAGAGCGUGAGCGUUUAUAAUGCGGAGAGAGAUGCCGGAAUGCAGUUGAAGAAUGAAAAGCCUGAUAUGAAAUCUUGCACCUGAUUUCUUCAACUGCCUUGUCACCCGUUCAGGUGUUUUAAUAGCAGCUUUUUUUUUCAUUAAGACUUUAUUCAAUGAUCCCAAUCCAUUGUCACUACAGGAGUGUAAAUGACUGAAAUGCGUUAUAACACUUUUAUAUAGUACAAGUUGACGGCUUUUUAGUCUUUUGAAGGAAGGGAUCAAAAUGGCAUUGGCUAUUUUUGUUCCCUUUGCUCACUCGUGGUGCGUUCGGUUUAUAAUUCCAUGGAUUUCAAGAUUGGACAUGCAUUUUUGUGAGGCCUCUGGAGUCAGUAUUGACUCACUCCCACCCCCGGUUGUAUUUUUAUGUUGCAAGGUUAGAAUUUUGCCACACAAGUAUGCAUGACUGAUUUGUCCCUGCAUCUUAACCCAUUAACACUAAACUGCUGAAUAACCAGCAUGAGACAUAAAACCCAUAAUGGAACUGGAAUUUCUGAGAAACUACGAGACAACAAGGAGAAAACCACACUUUCAUUGGAACACCAUUAGUUCUUCUGGGGCUUUUUGUAUCGUGCGUCCAUAUGAGUAUACGUUUGAGUUCAGUCAUACAGUCGGAAACUAACAGCUUCAUUCCAGUAGCCAAACGUCUGUCUGUCUGUCUUUGCUUAGUUACCAGUACUAACAUGCACACAGUCGAGCCCAGACUGUUCAGUAUUAGCCCACUGGCUAUAUGAGCAUCUAAGCCAGCUUGAAGAAGUUGAGCUAUUAGCGGUAAUUGUGGUGUGUUGGCUGAAUGAACAAAAGCAGGCAGUGAUGGGGAGCUUGUUUAGCCAGCAAAGCUGAACAGAGCUAGCAGCACUCACAGGGAAAAAUGCACAACAAAAGACUGCAUCUACUUUUUAUCUUCAAAUUCUGUGGCUCUGCUCCCAACUAGCGCUUCCAUAGCAACAGCUCUAACCAGCCUCGAGCCGCUUCCUUUUUUUUUUUUUGGGUUUUCUGGAUUCUGAUUAAGCUUAGACCUGGACCAUUACAUGCAUAAACUAACCAUUCCUUAGUACUUUGCUUAGCUCUGUACUAGGCUUCAUCAGAAUCCAUGAUUCUGCUACGUUAAUUGUUUAAAGUUUUUCCACAUGUCUUCAUUUUUCUUCUCAAUGUCAUUUUUCAUUGUUCUUUUUUCAUCUGAAAUAAAUAUAUUAUGCACUUGUCCUUGUGAGAUUGCAGAGUGAAGGUAAUGUUUUUAUUCCCUUUGUUCAGAUCAGUAUGUACCCAUAAAAGAGAAAUAAAAAGUAGCAAAAUU